Messenger RNA from Centruroides sculpturatus (bark scorpion), 600 nucleotides. Its product is annotated as 40S ribosomal protein S8-like. The transcript has 5 exons. Gene Ontology annotation, cellular component: cytosolic small ribosomal subunit; ribosome. Lineage: Eukaryota; Metazoa; Arthropoda; Arachnida; Scorpiones; Buthidae. The record is from RefSeq and is a predicted model, not a curated record. Bases 1 to 561 code for a protein of 186 amino acids. Gene Ontology annotation, biological process: maturation of SSU-rRNA from tricistronic rRNA transcript (SSU-rRNA, 5.8S rRNA, LSU-rRNA); translation. Gene Ontology annotation, molecular function: structural constituent of ribosome.
AUGGUCUACAGCUCUGAUAAUGUUCAACCAUCAUUCAGAGGUACAAUUGGAGUGAGUAGAAUUCACACUGUUAGAACAAGAGGAGGGAAUAAAAAGUAUCGUGCAUUAAGGCUUGACCAUGGAAAUUUUGCAUGGGCAUCUGAGCAUUGCACUCGCAAGACUAGAAUAAUUGAUACUGUUUAUAAUGCAAGUAACAAUGAAUUAGUGCGUACCAAAACAUUAGUUAAGAAUGCAAUUGUACUGAUUGAUGCUACUCCCUUCCGACAAUGGUAUGAAGCUCAUUAUGCACUUCCACUUGGAAGGAAGAAGGGAGCCAAAUUGACAGAGGCUGAAGAAGCAGUUCUAAAUAAGAAACGAAGUAAAAAGACUGAGAAGAAAUAUAAAGAACGUCAGAAAAUUGCUAAAGUUGAACCUGCUCUCGAAGAUCAGUUUAUGACUGGACGAAUGCUUGCCUGUAUCUCCUCAAGACCAGGUCAGUGUGGAAGAGCUGAUGGCUACAUCUUAGAAGGAAAGGAGUUAGAAUUUUAUCUUCGAAAAAUCAAAGCAAAGAAAGGAAAAUGAAAAUCUGAAUCUAAACAAUAAAGUUGAAUUAGAUGGAAA